AUGAUGAUAAAAAAAAAAUCUUACCAAGUGGGCGUUAUGCUACGCUGGCUGGUAGGACCCAUUUGCCAGAUGCACCGUCUCCUCCGAACAACCGCUUCUCGUGGAUGCAUCCGGCAGCGCCACCGCCUCCUCUCCGCCGUCGCUGGCGGCGACCAACCGAUCCGCGACCUCCCGCCGACCACCUGCGCGGUCCCAUGGAACCGCCUCCUCUGCGCCCACAUCUGCCGCUCCCGUCCAGACCUUGCGCUCGCGCUCUACCGCCGCAUGCGCGCGCUCUGCCCCGCGCUCCCUAACACCUACACGCUCCCCCUCGCCCUCCGCGCGGCGACCUCCCCACGAAUCGCGUCCGCCAUCCACGCACACGCCCUCCACCUUAGCUUGCAUGCCCACCCGGACGUCGCCGGCCAGCUCCUCGCCGCCUACGCCAGGCACGGCCGCCCCGACGAGGCCCGCCACGUGUUCGACGCAAUGCCGUCCAAGAGGACCACCAUGUCCUGGAACACGCUCAUCUCCGCUUAUUCGGUCUGCUGCGACCCCGACAGUGCAAUGGCCACGUUCGGGCGCAUGGCCGCCGCCGCUGACGAGGCGCUCCCCGACGCCGUGACGUGGACGACGCUGCUCUCGGCGCACGCGAGGUGCGGCAAGCACCCGGUGGUUCUUGAACUGUUCGGAGACAUGCACCGCAGCGGAUGUGAAGGGAAUGCCGAGUCCGUGGCCGUGGCGCUCUCGGCGUGCCCCUACGCCGGCGACCUCGCGUUGGGGAAAGGGAGGGCGAUACAUGGCUACGGCGUCGCAAAGGGCGUCGUCCGUGGCUACCUGUUCGUCACCAACUCGCUGGUGUGCAUGUACGGCAAGCUGGGGAAGAUGGACGACGCCCGGAAGGUUUUCGGGGAAGCUGGAGAGAAGAACACCGUGACAUGGAACGCCCUCGUCACCAGCUACGCCGCGUCUGGGAUGUGCGACGAAGCGUUGGACGUGCUCGUCCGGAUGGAGCAGCGUGGCGGCAUGGCUGCGCCCAAUGUGGUGAGCUGGAGCGCUGUCAUUGGCGGCUUCGCGUCGUCCGGUGACAAUGAGCGCGCACUGGAGCUGUUCCGGCGGAUGCAACGGCGAUGGCUUUCGCCGAACGUGGUGACCUUAGCCACCGUUCUCUCAGCCUGCGCCGAGCUACUGGCGGUGCGGUUGGGUCGGGAGGUCCAUGCCGGCGCGAUCAGAUCCAUGCUCGACCGGCACUCGCUCGUCGCGAACGGGCUCAUCAACAUGUACGCCAAGUGCGGGAGAGUGGCCUACGCACGCACGGUGUUCGACGGUAUGAAGAGCAGGGACCUGGUCUCCUGGAACUCCAUGUUGGCCAGCUACGGGAUGCACGGCCUGUGCGACGACGCCCUUGCAGUGUUCGCAGACAUGGCCGAAGCUAAGGUCGAUCCUGACGGCGUCACCUUCGUCGCCGUUCUGUCGGCGUGCAGCCACGCAGGGCGCGUGUCGGAGGGCCGCCGUCUGUUUGAUCAGAUGAUACUGGAGCACAGGAUUUCCCCAUCCAUGGAGCACUACACGUGCAUGGUCGACCUCCUGGGCCGUGCCGGCUUGCUCAAGGACGCGUCUGAGCUCAUCGAGACGAUGCCGGUGGGAGCCGACCUGUGCGUGUGGGGAGCGCUGCUCAACUCGUGCAGGAUCCAUGGGGACGCAGCCAUGGCCGAAGCCACCAUCGCGAAGGUUCUGCAGGCCGGCGCGGAGACCACCGGCAACCACACGCUGAUCACGAACCUGUACGCCGCGUGCGGGAUGUGGGACGAGUCCAAGAGGGUGAGGGUGAUGACGAGAGAGGCCGGCUUGAGGAAGAGCCCCGGGCAGAGCUGGAUCGAGGUGAAGAACAAGGUGUUCGCCUUCGUGGCCGGCAGUGUGCCGCCGUCGAUGCCCGGAGCUGAGGAGAUCUUCAGGGUGCUCGACGAUUUGUACAGCGAAAUGGACGACGAGAGACACACCAUGGAGCACGAUCACCACAUUGUAAGCGUUUGA
Molecule: messenger RNA, 2013 nt
Organism: Triticum turgidum subsp. durum (durum wheat)
Lineage: Eukaryota; Viridiplantae; Streptophyta; Magnoliopsida; Poales; Poaceae
Source: the annotation of a GenBank genome assembly